Molecule: messenger RNA, 2370 nt
Organism: Notechis scutatus (mainland tiger snake)
Lineage: Eukaryota; Metazoa; Chordata; Lepidosauria; Squamata; Elapidae
Source: RefSeq, a predicted model, not a curated record
CUCUUAGGACUCCAGUGGUUCGCGCCACUCGGGAUCGAGGUCACGGGAAUAAACCACACCACAGAGGCCGACUGGGAGCAGCAACUGGCGAGGGAUUUCCAAGAAGUAUUCGACGGCACCCUAGGCAAGUACAAAGGGCCCCCUAUCUCCUUCAGCCUAGACCCAAAUGUCGCCCCCAUACGCCUAAAACCCAGACGGGUGCCUUUUGCACUCCGGAAGAAAAUAGACGAGCAGAUUGACAAGCUCGUCAAACAGGGGGUUUUGCAGCCAAUCGACCAUGCCCGGUGGGAGACCCCUAUAGUCACCCCAGUCAAGCCAGAUGGGUCAGUAAGGAUCUGCGGGGACUAUAAGGCCACCCUCAAUUGCGCCCUGCAACAAAGCGCCUACCCCGUCCCAGUAGUGCAACACUUAUUACACUCGCUGGGGGGGGGCAAGGUCUUUGCGAAGCUCGACCUGGCGCAAGCCUAUCAGCAACUGCCGGUCGAUGAAGAAACCGCCGAGGCGCAAACAAUAGUCACCCACCGGGGAGCGUUUCGUUGUAACCGACUCCAGUUUGGAGUCAGCGUGGCCCCAGGAAUUUUCCAGAGCCUCAUGGAGAGGCUGCUGCGAGGAAUCAAGGGGGUGGUCCCCUAUUUUGACGAUGUAUUAGUGUCGGCAGCCAACCAGGAGGAAUUAGAGGGUCGCCUAAGGGAGGUACUAGAAAAAUUCAAAGGGGCCGGGCUGAAGGUGAAGAAAGAGAAAUGCCAGCUAUGCACAGAGCAAGUCGAGUUCCUGGGGUACCUCCUAGACCGACAUGGCAUCCAUCCAACCGGAAGCAAAAUCAAAGCCAUAAAGGAAGCCCCCACACCCAAGAACAAAACAGAGCUGCAGGCAUUUCUGGGACUGCUAAAUUUUUACAAUGUGUUCUUGCCCCAAAAGGCGACCGCAGCGGAGCCCUUGCAUAGGCUCCUGGACAGGACGGCCAAAUGGACCUGGGGGAAACGGGAGGACACCGCAUUCAAGAACACCAAAGACCUGCUCACCUCGGAUGCCGUCCUCAUUCAGUAUAAUGAGACCCUACCCAUCGCCGUCACAUGCGACGCCUCACCAUUUGGCGUCGGCGCCGUCCUCAGCCAUACACUUCCGGACGGAAAAGAAGCACCCAUCGCUUUCUUUUCGAGAACACUCAGCAAACCCGAAAGAAACUACAGCCAAUUAGACAAGGAGGCACUGGCCAUCGUCGCAGCGGUAAAGAAGUUCCACGAGUACCUCUACGGCCGCCGAUUCACCCUCAUCACGGACCACAAGCCACUGCUGGGCAUCCUGGCGGGGAACAAGGCCACCCCGAACAUCCUAUCCCCCAGGAUGACAAGGUGGUCCGAGUUCCUCGCCGCCUACGACUACCGGCUCACACACAGACCCGGUAAGACGAUCUCCCAUGCAGACGCGCUGAGCCGCUCGCCGCUUCCCGACCUAGACGACGACCCAGCUCCCACGACGACCACCCUCAGCAUAGAGACAUUGCCCGAUCUACCCAUAACCGCGUCAGACAUUGCCCGAGAGACUAAUAAAGACAAGCGUCUGGCGCGGGUAUUACAUUGGGUAGAAAAGGGAUGGCCAGAGAAAGACAACGAUGAAGCAUUCAGGACAUUCCGAAACCGGCAAACAGAACUGUCACUACAGAAAGGUUGUUUGCUAUGGGGGGACAGGGUGGUCAUACCGGAAAAAUUGCAAGGGAAAGUAUUAAAAUUAUUACACGAAGGGCACCCGGGGAUUGUGAGGACUAAAGCUUUGGCCAGAAGCUAUGCUUGGUGGCCAGGUAUGGACAAGGAGAUCGAGGCCUGGGUAGCCAAGUGCUCGCGCUGCCAAGAAACCAGACCAAAUCCCCCCGCAGCACCAAUAUUAGAAUGGGAAACGCCCAGGGGGCCAUGGUCGAGACUCCAUAUAGAUUUUGCCGGGCCCACAAAAGGGAACACAUUCCUCAUCACGGUGGAUGCUUACUCCAACUGGCUGGAGGUAAGCAACAUGAAGACCACCACAACAGAUGCGGUAACCAAGGUCUUAAACAAGCUUUUCGCAACCCACGGCCUCCCGGAUGUCAUCGUGUCAGACAACGGACCCCAGUUCACCUCGCUGGAAUUCGAAAAAUUCCUAGCGGAACGAGGCAUACGACACGCACUGACAGCGACGGCGCAUCCGGCGGCCAAUGGUAGGGCAGAACGGAUGGUUCAAUUUACAAAGAGAACCCUCCAAAAAAUCGAACACGGGGACAUACAAGAAAAAAUAAAUAAAAUGCUCCUAAUACAACAUAUAACCCCAAACACAACGACAAACAAAAGCCCGGCAGAAUUACUGAUGGGGAGAAAACUAAGGUCACCACUCGACAGACUA